Messenger RNA from Salvia hispanica, 680 nucleotides. The record is from RefSeq and is a predicted model, not a curated record. Lineage: Eukaryota; Viridiplantae; Streptophyta; Magnoliopsida; Lamiales; Lamiaceae.
AGACUGGCAAACAAACCUUUGUCUCACAUCCUUCACAUGUCCACAUGCAAUCCACUUACACACUCAUCACUACCCAAUUAUCAAACUAAAACUUUUGUGGCACUUCACCCCACAUUGAUCCCUCUCAAUCAUUCCCAUUUCAUUAUAUCAUCAAUCACUCCCAACACUAACUAAUCCCCUCCCCCCAUUAAAUCAUUACCACCAAUGGCUUUUCCCUACUUCCUCAUCACUACUCUUUUCCUAUCCCUCACACUCUCAAUAUUCCCUUCCCACCAAACAAGCCCCACCAUCUCCGCCGCGCCGGCCGUCCUGCCGCUCCCUCCCGACACGCCGCUGUCGCCGGAUAUCGCGCCCCUCCUCCCGUCCCCCGGAGGCUCCUCGGGCACCCCGGGAUCUUCCAUGCCGACCAUACCCUCCACCCGGAGCCAGAACCCGGACAUGCUCGACCCAGUCGGCCCCGACACCGCCCUCGCCCCGUUCGGCUCGCUCCCGGAGUCCUCCGCCGUCAAGAUUCCGAUCAAAGGGCUUGGGAGUGGAUUUUUUUUUGCUUUUUUAGUGGUGUUCAUGAUAUGAUAAAUGCUUGUUUUUGGUGAUGAAUAUUCUCUAGCUAAAUUUUACUCAUAAAAGUUGUAUUUGAUUCUUCAUAGUAUAUAUCAAUUGUUAUGUUAUUAUUUAUUUCA